AGAAAUUUCAUAAUACAGAGUUACGUAAACUUAUGUUGUAAAGGUGCGUCUGUUCUAGGAAUAUACGUGAUUAAGCAAAGCAAUUAUUAGCACUUUACGGAGGAUACACAAUCUGUGCGAUCUACGACGAGGGAUAAAUUGCAAUUUCGUCACUCAGUGUUUGUGUUGCACUCUCUGUAAAGUGAAACGCGGGAUGAGACAUUGACUCUCAAAUAAUAGAUCUUUAUGAAUUCUUAUGGACUGGCGCCAUCUGCAACGUUAGAAAUCUGACAAUGAGUGCACCGAUGAUUGCCGGCUGCGAUGUUGCGAAACGGGGGAACUUGGCCCGACACGGCGCCGUACAAAAGCCGUCAUAUCGCGAUAGCGUUCAGUUUGCAUUUGUGUGCGCGCUUCAUCGGCAGAUAGCCGUGGAUUUUCCUUGGAACUGUCCGUUGUAAAGAAGUUUGCAUGUACUGUGUACAACAAUAUCACGAACAAUAAAUCGAAUCUACGAGUAUUGGUGAAUCUCGUAAAAAUUACUUGCAAUGCAGAAUAGCAAUUGAAUCGAUUCGUGUGCCGAAGGAUCAACGGUGAUCCCUGGAUGUUUCUAAAUUGCAAGGCAUUCAAAUAGAAUACGUCCUUGAGAAUGUCGUCGUAUGAGGAAAAGAUAACGACAGUAAUAUGUCCCAAGGCAGAGACAGAUUGUAACAUAACGCUAAAGAGGAAUCGGUUGGCAAACGAUGAGCCGGCGAAAAAUCAUACAGCAACGACUCAAAACGAUGAGUUGACUGAGAUUAAAUACGUACCGAGGAUAAAGUGGCUGGAUCUUAGCGCGCAACUUUUCAUACACGGCGGAUGUCUUUACGGGCUAUAUUUGGUGCUCACACAAGCGAAAUUGCUUACUUCGCUAUGGGUGUUUGUGACGAUUUAUACAUCUGGCUUUGGUAUUACGGCUGGCGUUCACAGAUUAUGGUCGCAUAAGGCAUACAAAGCUAAAUGGCCCUUACGUCUAUUUCUAGUCUUCCUCUUCACGAUAACAGGACAGAAAGAUGUGUACACAUGGGCGUUGGAUCAUAGAGUACAUCAUAAAUAUAGUGAAACCAAUGCAGAUCCGCAUGAUGCGAGAAGAGGUUUCUUUUUCGCUCAUGUAGGGUGGCUUUUUACGACACCCCAUCCAGACGUCGUCGCCAAACGCAAAGCGGCUGAUGUGAGCGAUCUAGAAGCGGAUCCUAUAGUUAUGUGGCAAAAAAGGUUAUAUAUACCUCUAUUUGCACUUCUAACCAUCGCACUACCAGUGGGAAUUCCUUGCUACUUCUGGUCGGAAUCGCUAUGGAUAUCGUUUUGGGUGAACUUCAAUUUUCGCUUCAGCAUCAAUUUAAACAUAGCCUUCUCUGUUAAUAGCGUGGCACACAUGUGGGGGCAGAAACCUUACGAUAAAAACAUUUCUCCAGUGGAGAACAUUGCGGUAUCAAUCGCGGCGCUUGGUGAGGGAUAUCACAAUUAUCAUCAUGUGUUCCCAUGGGACUAUAAGACCGGUGAGCUAGGCGACUACCCGUUCAAUCUUACUACCGCCUUCAUUGAUGCAUUUGCACGGAUCGGAUGGGCCUACGAUCGGAAGUAUGUCUCACCAAGUAUGAUCCAUCGUAGAGCACACAGAUGUGGCGAUGGAAGUCACGUUUGGGGUUAUGGUGAUGUCGACAUUUCGAAAGAAGAUCUAGAGGAAUUAGAUGUCAUGGACAAUCACGAGCUGUGAGACUGAAAAAAUAUUUUGAGGAGAAGUUGAAAAAAUAUUUUGACAUAUUUCCUAUAUAUAAUAUGUCAUACGUGGACCAUAUGUAAAGUUUCUUUCACAAAGAUUUGAGCUAAAAUAA
Atta colombica is the source of this 1850-nucleotide messenger RNA. Its product is annotated as acyl-CoA Delta(11) desaturase-like. NCBI's taxonomy places the organism in Eukaryota, Metazoa, Arthropoda, Insecta, Hymenoptera, Formicidae. The record is from RefSeq and is a predicted model, not a curated record. Bases 626 to 1732 code for a protein of 368 amino acids. Gene Ontology annotation, biological process: unsaturated fatty acid biosynthetic process. Gene Ontology annotation, cellular component: endoplasmic reticulum membrane. The transcript has 7 exons. Gene Ontology annotation, molecular function: stearoyl-CoA 9-desaturase activity; iron ion binding.